UCCUUUAUGGAGUAAACACCGGAAGCACAUCAGCUCGAAGCUACAUGAGGCUGUACAAAGCUAGCCAGUUAUAUAGCUUACGUUUCAGACCUGACUUUCGUAGAAUAAGACCCAUAACUUUGAGCGGUGAUAUUUAUCAAGAACAGACGUUAAACGCCUGGGAGAUUUGACAACAUGCCUGUCCUCUGCAGCAGCUGUGCAGAGAAGCGUGCGGUGCUGAAACGUCCUAAAACUGGCCACUCUCUCUGUAAAGAGUGUUUCUUUUGGGCUUUUGAGGAGGAGGUUCACCAGACAAUACGUUUAGCACAGCUCUUCAAACAAGGAGAGACUGUUGGAAUCGGUGCCUCUGGUGGGAAGGACUCCACUGUGCUUGCACAUGUCAUGAAAGUCCUCAACGAACGUUACAGCUAUGGUCUUAAACUUCUGCUGCUGUCUGUGGAUGAGGGCAUCACAGGUUACCGUGACGAUUCCUUGGAAACGGUGAAGAGGAACCAGCAGCAAUACGACCUGCCUCUUAAGAUAGUGUCUUAUGAGGAGCUGUAUGGCUGGACAAUGGACGCCAUAGUCAAACAGGUUGGACUGAAGAACAAUUGCACUUUCUGUGGAGUUUUCCGAAGGCAGGCGCUGGACCGGGGAGCCAUUAUGCUGAAAGUGGAUAAGAUAUGCACAGGUCACAACGCAGACGACGUGGCCGAGACGGUUCUGAUGAACGUCCUCCGAGGGGACAUCGCCCGCCUGCGCCGCUGCACCUCCAUCAGCACGGCCAGCGAGGGGGAGGGCGUGGGGGAGGGCGUGGUUCCCCGCUGCAAGCCCCUCAAGUACGCGUACGAGAAGGAGAUCGUCCUCUACGCUUAUUUCAAGAAGCUGGACUACUUCUCCACGGAGUGCAUCUACUCUCCCAACGCCUACCGCGGCCACGCCCGGGCCUUCCUCAAAGACCUGGAGGCGGUGCGUCCCAGCGCCAUCAUGGACGUCAUCCAUUCUGGGGAGAACCUGUCUGUGCGGGAGGGCGUGAAGAUGCCCGUUCAGGGGAUCUGUGGCCGCUGUGGCUACAUCUCCAGCCAGGCCCUGUGUAAGUCCUGCGUCCUGCUGGAGGGCCUGAACCGAGGCCUGCCCCGGCUGGGGAUAGGGAAGCAUCACCGCCUGCACGGGAAGAUCCUCUCCCAGCAGCCUCUCACCCCGGAGGAGGAGAGGAAACUCAAAGCUGUAGACUUCUGAGAACUGGUGAAAAGAAUCACUGAUGGACUGGGUUCAUGACACGUUGCAUAUCUCUCAAAAGUGUCCCAAAGCCAAAUAUGAUAGGUUGUUAUAUUUGUAUUUGAAUUAACAUGCCACCUCAAUAGUAGCUAUCAUAGACAGGUAAGGAGUCAGCGAGUACAAUAAUUCCUCCCUCCUAGUUGCUGGAUUGCGAGUACAGUUCACAUGAUACUAGUGCCUAGUUCAAAAUAUGAUGUGCAUAAUAAACUUUUAUGGUACAACAAACAUGUUUAAUAUCUGUAUAAUAAAGUGUUAUAUUUAUUUUGC
Messenger RNA from Osmerus eperlanus (European smelt), 1524 nucleotides. It is a transcript of the gene ctu1, whose product is annotated as cytosolic thiouridylase subunit 1 homolog (S. pombe). The transcript is spliced from 3 exons. Gene Ontology annotation, cellular component: cytosolic tRNA wobble base thiouridylase complex; mitochondrion. Gene Ontology annotation, molecular function: tRNA binding. NCBI's taxonomy places the organism in Eukaryota, Metazoa, Chordata, Actinopteri, Osmeriformes, Osmeridae. Gene Ontology annotation, biological process: tRNA wobble position uridine thiolation. The record is from RefSeq and is a predicted model, not a curated record. The coding region runs from base 175 to 1218 and encodes 347 amino acids.